Rotaria sp. Silwood2 is the source of this 13112-nucleotide messenger RNA. The record is from the annotation of a GenBank genome assembly. Lineage: Eukaryota; Metazoa; Rotifera; Eurotatoria; Philodinida; Philodinidae.
AUGAUCACUGUAAAAAAUCGACAGCACGACGUCGCAUUCGAUCUUCUUAAUUUACUCCGUGAUUUAAAAUUUACACUGUUUGAAAACACAGAAAUGAAUCUCUUUAAGUUUAUUGAUUCUGCUCAACUUACAUUAGGUCAUCUAGAUGUGGCUGGUUCACUCGAAACCUGUAUUGCUUAUCUAUCUUAUCUUUUCAAAACUCACGACGUAAAUGAUUAUGAAUAUGUUUCAGAAGUCUCCAGUUAUCUUGACAGACUUUUACAAGAAAAUCAUUUUACAAUACAACUUUCGGAUGUUGCAUUCGUUCUUCGCUAUUUGAAAAAUCAAGCAAAACCAGAAGAUAACGGCAAUAACUCAGGUGUGAUUCGACAAAUUCAAUGCAUUUUUGAAAAAAGUGAUCGAUUGCGAACCGAGAUCGAACAAUAUUUCAAGAAUAAUAACAAUCAAUUUUCCUUAAAUGAUCUUCCUCUUAUUAGUGAUAUUAUUUUUCAUUGUUACAAUGAUUCUUUGUUGUACGGUAUUGAUCGUCGAAAAUUUAUUUUAGAAACAUUAAUCAAACGAAAUGAUAGUACAAUAAUAUAUUUUCUCAAUUGGUUCAAAUUUUUGCUUUGUACAUCACCUUCAAAUUGGAUGGAUUAUAAUAAAUUACUUAAAGAAUGGACAAAGUGUUUCGUUGAUAAUCGAGACAUAUUCUUCAAUAUCAUUAAUCAUACAGAUAAUCUCAUCCAACUUUGGGCAAAAGCUACAGUAAACAAUGCUCAGUCUUGUAAUUUUUUUAUUGAACAUAUGAUCGAACAAUGUUUCAAUCAGGGAAUUAUAUCGAAAAGUAAAUGUAUUGAAAUACUCUACUUUACAAUUUUACAACUUAAAACAUUUCAAAGUUUAUUACAAAAUGUAUGUGACGACGAACGAAGUCCUAUCAAAUGUAUUCUUCAACUAUUUCCAGAUGAACAAAAAGCUAAAAAUGAUGUAAACCUGUUGAAAAAUUUACUUGAAAUAACAUCAUUAUCAUUAAUUGAUACAAUUAUUUUAUUUUGGACGAAUCGUUCUCGUAUUCAGCAUACUUGCAAGGGUUUGAUAAAUUUGAAUAAGAAAGUUUCUUUUCAGAUUGAUUCAAACUUCUUGGAUAAUGUUUAUCAUAUCAAAGAAGAAACGUCAAUCAUCGAAUGCGCUUCAAUAUAUGAACAAUAUCAAAAUAGAUUUGACGUACCAUUUUCAACCGAUAUCCUAAAAUUAAUCUCUUAUUAUAGUUCGGCAUCGCAUUUAUUUGACUUUCUUCAUUCAGUUACAACCUACGAUAUUUGUAAUUUGCAAGAAGCUGUCAAUGAUUGGGAUGAAACACUAGUGAAUACCAAGACCAUGUUUGAUAUUGCUACUGUGAAGAAUUUUCUUGAUCGUUCUUAUGAAGCAAUCAGAAUCAAACGUCAAGAAUUGGCAGAUACACCAUUGCAACUCGAACAUAUUAUCAUAUGUUUCGAAAAUAUAAAAAAUAAUGAACAAUUUAAUGAUCUUUUCAAAUGUAUUGAAUCAUCUUCAGAUGAGAUGUCAAGUAUUACACGUAUUCAUUUGGAAUUAACAGAUAAAGAAAAAUCUAAACGACGUCAAAUCGCUGAUAUUUUACGAAAUUCAAUCGUUGAUUUUAGUUAUGUUGCUUAUAAUGAUUGUAUAUUUGACGUAAAUGUUCGACUUCAAAGUCAAAAGAUAAGCAGUAACGUUGAAACGAAAACUUCCAAAAUCACUUUUAUUGAUUUGAGUGAUUUACGUGAUCGAGUUCGUCUACUUGAAUAUUCAAGCAAUAUCAGUAAACGUAAUUUGUCUAGUAUGAAUAGUGAAAAUGAUAUAGAAAAUUUGCGUAAUUUUAUUCGAUUUGUCGAUGUUAUCGAGUCAACUUUAGAAACUUUGAAAAUGUUAUACGUGACAGGUCAUCUAUCUUUUUCAGAGUUUACUUAUCAUAAAAAGCAAAAUAUAUUUUCAUUUUCAUGUAUUGAUGGUGAAUAUGACAAUCUGUGUGAGAAUGAUAUCAAGUUAACUAAUUUAUUCAAUGAAUGGGAUAAGAAAUUAUGUGCGAUGUAUAAAAAACACAUUGAUUUGACAUAUUUUUCAUGUAAUCAAUUUUGGUUAAUUGAAGAUUAUAUCUAUCAUAGGCAAUCAGUGUCUCAUCCAGGUUAUCAUCUUCUUAAAUACAUUGGUAUUAAUCCAGACUCAAUUGAGCAACCAUCUAAACGGCGAUCCAAUGCUGAAGAUCGAUUGGAUGAUCUUGGAUAUUUACUCUCGCAACAGGAGCAUGAAUGUCAUAAAAUAUGUUCUAAUUUAGAAAAAGCUCAACUCAUUGAAACAACUCCUGAAGGUAUUCUUCGUGCCAUUUUGUCACUAUGUGCUUUGAUGAAAACUCCAGUAUAUGUCCAUCAUAUUUUCUAUUGCACAAAAAAUACCGAUUGGAUUCAAAUUCGUGCAUUUGUUUAUCGUUGUUUCUAUUCGCAAUCAUUACAAAUACUUAUUCAGCCGGAAAUUCUCUCACAAGCAAUUCAAGAUCAAUUUGUUAGUUUAUUGUGUGAUUUACGUGAACAUAAUUCUGAACAAAAAUUUCAUCUAGGUAUUAUUACGACAACUACAAUAACAAAUCAACAAUUAAUUAAUGGUCUUCAGUCAAUGCAAAUUCUCAAGCUUUUACGUGAUCAAGAACUUUUACAUAAUACUGAUUUACAAAAGAAUAUUUAUCGAUUAAUUCAAAACUGUACAAUUGUAACAUCAAAAAUCGCUGGUCUAGGUAAAUCAAGUUUUAUUCGUCAUGAAAUUGAACUAUCAAAAAAGAACUAUAUUAAAUUUCCGAUUUAUGGUGAUUUUGAUGCUGAUACAUUAGCUGAACGAUUACAAUCGAAAUUUUCUCAAUUAAAGACAGGAGCAAUUCAUUUUGAUAUUGGCUUAAUUGAUAAUAUUCAACAACUGAAUCAAAUUCUCUAUUGUCUUCUUCUUUUUGGAAGUUUUCGAUUUGAACAAGUAGCUGCUUCCAUUCCAAGAGAGACUUCUGUGUUUAUCGAAUUAGGUAUAUCACUUGAAUCAAUACUGACUCCACUAACAUUAUUUAAAUAUGUUAAUCGACGAAUAACGCUCGAUCAGAUCGAAUGGAAAACUCUUAAUAUCACAGAUCCUAAAAUUCAGACAGUAGCCAAAUAUUUACAAGCAAUCGACAGUGGAACAAUCAUCAAAGAAAAUAUUGACCCGUCAACAUUCUCAUCCUUAGACUUAAACAUAUGCUCUCGCCUUAUUUCAAGCUAUUUUCUUUCAAGUAAAGAUUCUAAUCAUGUCAAUUGGACACAACUAUCAAUAUUUGUUGCCGUCUUUAAUCAUCUAUUUACAAGCUUCUCAUAUUGUGGUUACUUUAGACAAGAGUAUAUUCCAAACCAACAACUUCGGAUGGAUCUUGUUAGAAUUCUGCUUGCAUGUUCGAACCAAUUUACUUCACUCUCUGUCGACGCCGUUCGCAAACAACAGGAGGCAGCUAUCACUGAUAAAACUAUUUCACUUGACGAUGCCAUUCUUCGAUGGGAUAAAAUUCAACCUUUUACACUAUUUUUCACGUCUACACAUGAACCACUCUUUGUCUACAAGAGUCCAGCUAAUGUACCCAAAGUAUUAAAAGAUUAUUUUAAGGCUUACUAUAAGGUAUUGAAACAAGACAGAAUGAAUGAAAGCAGCAUGUUUCCAGAUUAUGCAAAGCUUGAUCAUGCUCAAUUAUUCAUUAAAUUAACUUCACUUUUACAAAAAUAUAUUAAUAAAUCAAUUUGUCUAAAAUGUUUUCGACAAUAUGAAUUUCAAGAACAAGAAUGUCAAAAUACAAAAUGUACAGUGAUCAAAAAUAAACUUGAGAGACCCAAAUCUUUUGAUGGUGAAGAUGUUAAACAAUUUCAACUUCUCGUUGCAAAAGAACUUCAAAAGCAAUAUAUUCUUACACCGGAUAAUUUUAUGAAAAUACUUCUUAUUUAUAUGCGAGUACAGAGUGGUGUUGCAGUUAUUGAAAAAAAAACAACUUUUGUUUUAGGUUGUGGGAAAACGACAUUGAUUCAAUUUCUAUGUCAGAAAAUUUUAGAUGAUGAAUUAAAAGUUUUUCGAAUACAUGCAGGAGUAACAGCAGAUCAAAUCGUCAAAACAAUUCAAGAAUACAUUAUUCAAGCAGAAGAAUGUGCGAAGCAAGGAAAGCGCUUAUGGGUUUUUUUUGAUGAAUUUAAUACAACGACGAAUAUUGGUCUUUUAAAAGAAAUUAUGUGCGAUAGAACAUUACUUGGCGAAAUAUUACCAUCCAAUAUAGUAUUUUUGGGUGCUUGCAAUCCUCUUCGCCAAAGAACACAUCGAAUUAAGCUAAAUAAUGAUCCUGAAGUUGGUCUACGUAAAAACCGUUAUGAGAUGCAGAAAUUAGCUAAUCAACGUCUUUUAUAUACAGUAGUACCUAUUCCAGAAACAAUGCUUGAAUAUAUCUGGAACUACGGUCAUCUAGAUGAGUCUACUGAGAGAGCCUACAUCAGAACGAUGCUAAACACAUGCUGCGAUCUGUCGUCAAAUUCAGUAUUGUUGAAUCUUACUCUUAAUAUGCUCGUGGAGUCUCAUGAUCACUAUCGUAAGCUUGAAGAUGUAAGUAGUGUAAGUUUGCGUGACAUUGCUCGUUUUUGUCGACUUUAUAAUUGGUUUCUGAACUCAUUGACUCAACGUGAUUACAAAGAUCAACCUCAUAAACUUUCUCUCCGAGCGAGUUUACUUGCACUGAUGCUUUGUUAUUACUUCCGGUCGCGUUCAAGUCAAUUACGACAAAUCUAUAUAGACAAGAUGGAAUAUAUAAUGAAAAAUUCUAUAGGACAUCUUAUUGAAGAGCCCAAUAUUUCUCUUAACAACAUCCUCGAGUCUGAGCAAAAGAGAUUAAUCGAUGAAAGGAUGAAAAACUUACCGCCGGGAAUAGCUCUUAAUCAAGUAAUUCGUGAUAAUAUUUUCGUUAUUCUUAUUUGCAUUCUUAAUCAUAUUCCUGUCUUUUUGUGUGGUAAACCUGGAAGUAGUAAAUCAUUAGCAGUCCAAACUGUUAUUAAUAAUCUCAAAGGCAAGAAAUCAAGUGAUACAUACUUUCAACAGUUACCUGAACUUGUAGUAGUCUCCUUUCAAGGUUCACAAAAUUGUACAUCAGAAAGUGUUACUAAAGUUUUUGAUCAUGUUACGAAAUUCGCUCAAGUAAAAGGUACUCCUGACUUAUUACCUGUGAUCGUCUUCGAUGAAAUUGGUCUUGCUGAACUAUCACCACACAAUCCACUCAAAGUACUACAUGCUGAACUUGAAGUAGAAGUAUGCGGAUUUGGAUUUGUUGGUAUAUCAAAUUGGCGAUUGGACGCAUCAAAAAUGAAUCGUGCACUCUAUCUAUCAGUUCCUGAACCUGACAUUAAUGAUUUAUCUGUAGCAGGUAGAGCCAUAUCUCAAGCAAUGACAUCAAACAUACCAAAUGAAGAAAAUAUUAUCAAAAGUCUUGCUAAAGCUUAUCAUGAUCUUCGUACAAAUCUUGAAGGCAUGCAACCCGAUCAUGAAAAUUAUUUUGGUCUUCGUGAUUACUAUUCGCUCAUCAAAGGUAUUAUGCGUGAUUUGGUAACAGAAAACGAUCAAACAAAAAUUUAUGAAAUAAUUCGGCGACAACUUAAAAUUAACUUCGAUGGUAUACUCGAUAGUUCAUUUCUGUUGUGGCAACAGUUCUGUUACGAUAUCAAUAAAGAACAUCUUUUAAAUGAAUAUCGUUGUCCUACUUUUGAUUUUCUUCUUGAUCAAGCUCUCGACGUUCGAUCAGGUCGAUAUCUUAUGCUUAUUGCUGACAAUGAAAGUAUGAUUGAUUAUGUUGAACGUUAUAUCUGUGUUCAUCAACAGAAGAAAAACAUACCUAUACGCACACUUGUAGGGAGUUCAUUUCCCGGUGAUUUACUUUCUAGCAAUACCUAUGCCGAACAAUAUAAUUAUCGAAUCUUAAUGGAUAUUAUUCUUUAUGCUGAAAUGAAUGUUACUUUAAUUAUGCGUCAAAUGGGUCAUCUCUAUGAUAAACUCUAUGAUCUUUUUAAUCAAAAUUAUGCUGUUUCAGCAAAAAAACAAUAUUGUCGUAUUGCACUCGGUCCACUUUAUCAUCCACGUUGUCUUAUCAAUGAUAAUUUUUAUUGUAUUGUUUUUAUUCAUAAACAAGAUUUGGACAAAUGUGAUCCACCUUUUCUUAAUCGUUUCGAAAAACAUUAUAUUGAAAUUCAAACAUUAGUUCAUCUACAACAUCAAUUAUUAACUCGUACAUUACAUGCAUGGCUUGAAAGUCUCAUACCGAAAAAUCUCGGCAAGCAUUUUCCUCUCAUACAACAUUUGUUCGUCGAUUAUAGUCCAGAUAGAAUCUGCAAUCUUGUUAUUAAAGCUUUUGAACAACUAAAUAUUCAUAUCGAUGACCAACAAACCGACGAGCAAGGUGCAGCAAUUCUUAAUUAUUGUCGAGAACAUUUGAUGCAUACAAGUUCCUUCGAUUUACCUGUAGUUCUUUCAUUAAAUUCAACUUCUAACAAUCAAAUGUUGAUCAACCAAUAUUAUGAUAAACAUCAAUCAGUCACUUUUAAAAAACUUAUUGAACAAUCGUUAGAGAAAAAUCAGAUUGAGUCUAAGAUAAUUUACACAUAUACUCAAAUUUUUCACCAGAUCAAUAUAAUACCAAGCGUCGAAGAAGUCAAACUAGGUGCUUUCAAAACAGAACUUGAAUUUACAAAGAAAAUUAAACAUCACUAUCAGGCAUCAACAAACAUACGUCUUCUCUUAAUUCGAGUCGAUUAUCAUUCUGAACAACAGCAUAUUCUUUCAUUGAAACAUAUCCUACUCAAUCAACAUGUAUCAAAAAGUAAUCGAGGUGUCUGGAUUUUAUUUCAUUUACAACGUAAUCUACUUAAUCAAGUAAACAAUGAUAUCUUGUUCAAUGAUUGGUCUGUUUACAUGAUUGAUGAUCUUCAUGAUCGAGAACUUAUUUCAAGAGAUAACUUAGAACAUCCCUCUUAUUUUAAUCUUGUUUUACAACCAAAAUAUCGUUUAUCUAGAUGUGCAUUCGAUCGUCUUGUUGAUCAAAGUCUAUCGAAGUUUCGCUAUAGAGUUUUUCAAACAAAUUUCGAAGGACGAAUUAUCCAAAGACGUAAGGAACAUUUUGAACAAUUAAUUAAACCUUAUGAUAAUUCAACAAUCAAUAAUCUUCAUCUUCGUUCUAUUGUGGAAAAGUACUUUAUGAACUUGAUUGAAAAAAACAUACUACCUGCCAAUGCAGGUUUCAAGGAUUGGCGACUUGAUCUUUUGACAAAUGGUUUGAUAACUGCUGGUUCUCGCUCAUUUCAAGAUGCUUUUCAAACGACUAUUUCAAACUUUUAUGAAGUUCAUAUGUCUCUUCUUUUGGCUCACCUUGAAAAAUAUAAUCUCAUUGAUGCUCAUAUCUUUCUUAGUACUAAAGUUCAUGACGAAAAGAUUCAAAAAUAUUUAUCACAAUUAUGGGAAAAUUGUUUCACAUCAACAUUGGAAAAGAUCGAUGUAACAAGAAUAAAUGUUGAUAUAAUUGAAAUUCCACUUGUUUUCGAUCUCAAAUUGCCUUGUGCAGCAGCUGAAUACAAAACUAUUCAAUCUAUUCGAGAGAGAUAUGAACAUUUGAAAAAUUUUUCUUCCGAUAAAAUUGAUGAUUUUCUCGAUCAAGUUCAUACAUCGAGUUUCUAUGGUGAAGAUUUUAUUGAACUUAUUGCCAAUAACGAACAAUUAUUUGAAUUUUAUUUUCAUGAUCAAAUUCUCAUGCAUUUAAUUGAAACAAAAAUUCAUCUUUCACCGGAAUUUGUUUAUGAAUUAUUAACAAGUAAUCCGAUUCGAUCAUUCAAACAAUAUAAACGAGUGCUUUUAGUUGAAUAUAUCGAAUUCACAGAUAUUCUUCGUUUAUUCGAAACUAGUUUACAAUUAAUUAGUGAAACAAAUAUUCUCGACAUAAUUCGUAACCAAUUCAUUGAAAAUCCAAUAGGACAGAUCAAAUCAUCAGAAUUUUAUACACUUGUCCUGGCCAAUCAGCAAUUCUAUCAAUUACCACCAAAAACAACGAUUAUUGAGGAUCAAUGGAAAUUUGAAUGCAAUGGCAAUCCAAUAAUUGAAACUAGUCUAAUGAAUUUAAUUGAAUAUAUUCUUUCACCUUCUGUUAUUGAUCAUGCUAUUAAUAUUCAGCAAAUCAUAACUAUCUAUAGUUUGAUUGCACAAGGUAUUUUUGAUCUAUCAUCAUAUUGCGUUAAUAAUCUCGAGAGACUUCGCUCAUUUAACAGUCUUGUUCGUUGCCUUACUGCUAUACUCUCGGAUAAAGCUCUUGAUGUUCUCAAAGAUGUUUCUAAGACUGAUUUGAAUGCUAAAUUCACUGAUUGUUCGUCAAUUAGGUAUUUUAUCAAAAAUCUCGAAAUUAAGAUUAAUCAAGAACAUUCCACCGUAGAUAAAAAUAUUGUUCAUGAAGCAUUAGUCAAGCUUGAAAUCGAAUUUAUAAAACAUUGGUUAGCUGACAAUAUCGAUUUAUAUGGUAUCAUUUUCACACUAUUGAAUGGACAAAGGAAUGAUCUUUGGCGUUAUUCAGCGAGAAUUUUUACUAUUAUUAUUGAUCAAAAAUUAAAAUUAAUUUCAACAUUGAAAGAAAAUCAUGGAAAACUUCUUGUAAGUGAUGAAUAUACAAAUUUUAAUGAAUCACUCAAAAUGCAGGCUGAUCCAUUGAAAAUACAACGAUUGCUGGUGAAUCGAAUUCAUAUGCAUUUGAUGUUAGAUAUUCAAGGGGAUGAAAUUGAUGAACGACUUAACGAAUAUUAUCCGUAUUUUGAAGAAAAUUUCAAUGCAAUUCAAAGUCAAAAUCAUUUACCUACUGGUCAGUUCAUUUCAUGUAUCGCCUGGUUAAAAUUUUAUGCUCAAAUGUAUGCAUUCGCUUUGCAUAAUGAUAAUAAAGGAGAGGUUAUGAAUCGUAUCAAUAGCUUUCUGACAAUGACGAAUACUCCGUUCGGUUCAACAUUGAAAUUAUUUAUUCUCAAACAACUUCUACAAACAUCUGAAUUCACUCUAAAUGGUUUACAUGAUGUCUACAUUAAUCGCAAUGUUUCAUGGAUCAAACUAUUUCUUCAAUAUUUACGGAGCCCACAAGUUCGGAAUAUUAAUCAACAAUUUGUUUUUCUUCCAGUCCCAGGUUUUGAAUGUAGAACUGCAUUCAAACAUUUUAGAAAAGCUUUCAUUGAAUUCAAUCAAAUCAAUCAAAUUCGAGAAUUAAUUUCCGAAUGUGACACCAAACAAGAAUCAGCUUAUGCUUGUCUAUGUUGGUUCAUUCAAUAUUACUACCGUACUACAUUACUGAAUACAAGUAUUGACAAUACUUUCCGUCAACUUAUCGAAUAUAAUUUUCGUGAUGAUUUAAUUCGUUCAUUCACAUUACUUGGUCACAAAUUUAUUAUUUGUUUAUGUUCGAAUUUUUCAAAUGAGUCUUACUUCCGACUACAUCCUAAUAUGACACCACUUGAAGUUCACAAACGAUUGCUCGCUUUAAAUAUUGUAGCUGUCUUUAUUUCAUUCAGAUCACGAUCAGAAAUUACUCUUCUGGGUAAUAUCCUCUUUGAUGCUAAACGAAAAAUGCCUGCUAAAUAUAUUCAACAUCUUUCUUCUAUCUAUUUGCCUGGUUUAACUGUCAGUGAUUCUCCUCAAGAUCAAAUGCUCAUAGUUGAGAGUCUUCAAAAAACCAAUGACGAUAUCAAUCGAUACAAUCAAGCAUCUCGUUUGGGAUAUUACGUUGUGAAGAUGGUAGAAACGAGUACUUUGUACGAAAAACCUGAUCAUUUAGAUAGACCUUUGUCAUUUCGUUUUGUUCACUUUCUUACACAUGGCCUCCUGUUGUUUUUAUUCGAUCAGAGCUAUUUGACUGAAAACGACCUCAAAGAGCAUCUCAAACUACCAACAAUCACUUUUUUUCGUGAUCAUUUCGAAAAGGAUUACACUUUACUCGCGAAAGCUUCAACAGAUAGUCACCAAUGUUACAUUUGGCUCUACAAACUACUUAGUCAUCUCGUUAGUGAGCCUUUCGCUAAGCAAGGCUUAAUAAAUACAAAUGAAAAUGUUAUUGAAAUCGAAAAAUUGAUCGAACAGAAACUCCUGUUUGAACACAUCAAUUCCAUAACUAGUGAAAUUAUCAAAUACAAGACAGAUUAUGUUGAACUCAUGACAGAUCAUAUCACUGAAUCAUCAUCAGAAAAUAUCAUUGACGAACUAUGCGAAGACAAAGAUAAAUUUCCACAUUUGCAUUUUUUCAAUGUAACUAAGUUUUAUACAUCGAAUCCACUUGAUGAAUUCAUCUUAAAACUUGAAACACGUCCUUAUGCUGAACAAAUCUAUCCAGUUACAACAUUUCUUCUUAAACAUCUAGAUGAUUAUACCAAUAUAAAACAUCUGUAUCCAAUUGUAUAUUUUACUAAUUACCUUAUUGAAAAAUUCAAUCACCGAAUUAAACGAUCUGAUGCUAUUGAAAAGAAAAUUGCCUAUUAUUUAAAAUCAGACAAAGAUCGAGAAAUAACACAGAAACUCUUUAAUAAAUUUCUAGAUGCAUGGUACGUAUUAGAUUUAAAAGAACUUCGAUAUGGUUGUCAAUCGGCUAAAUUCGAACGAAAUGUUUCGAAACAGGACUUCGCCGAAAAUACUAGUUUAGCGAUGCUCCUAUUGAAUCAAUCGAGAGAUGAUAGCAGUUUUCUUCUUCUUGCUUGUUUGAAAACACUUGCCGAAAUGCAAAACAAAAUUGUCAACUAUUUUGACGAAUCUAUUGAAUGUGCAGGUAAAACAUUGAUACGUAGAAAAUGUGUUCCGCUACAAUCAAUUCGACCAGAACAUAUUUUUUGUUAUGAUCGAAAUGAAUUGAAUAUAAAAUUGGUUUAUGAUAGUCUUGUUCUCAAUUAUGAAUAUGGAAAAGGCAAAGAAGCUAUCUAUGAUUAUGAAGAAAUUGAAGUAACACUUAGAAAUCAGAUCAGUUCUUUAGUUUUGAUCGAUACGGAUAAAAUACAUUUUCUAACUUAUCAGUUUGAAUUGUAUGGUGAAAAUACAUCUCUAAUCAAUGAUGUACGUGCUCGCAUCAAACAAGAACGAUUACCAAAUGAUGAUCGGACAAAAUUAUAUCGUUUUAUUCAUGGACUGUUUAACGAUGAUGUUCUCCAUUAUCUUGGUUCACUUGAUUACAUUUUUACCUAUUUAGGUAAUGAUGUUGUAGACAAGACAGCAAGGAAUAUGACAAUUCAAUCAUUUGUCGAUCGUUAUAUUACUACAUAUGCUUGUUUGAACGAUAAUAUUGUUUCGCGAACACAAUUUUCCACGAUUGAAUUGCGAUAUAUUAUUGAUUUAUAUGAAAUACUUGAAGAAAAUGCCUUUGAUCGGAUUCUACGUACUUAUAUCAAAAAAGAACUUCAAGAAGAGUCAUUCAGCAAUGAAGAACGACGACAAGUUGUUGAUCGAUUCUGUCGUGCAACAUUUAAAAAAGAGACUAUUGCUCCAUCACUCAAAGCUAUUGAUUGUUGGAUUUCGAUGCUCAAACGCUUGAUGGUACGUGUUCUCACUGCCAAUGUGAGCCUAGAUGGCCCACUUGAACUUUAUCUACAACGAACAGAUUUAUGGAAUGUUCCUAUAGAUGAUGCUGCUCUAGAAACAUUUCAAGUCGAUAAUGACAUUUUACUAAAACAUACCUAUGUUAUUCUCAGUGAGUUAGAGAAACAAAAAAAUGGGCACGGUGAACAACAACAAAGAUCAGAAAUACAAAGUACUGAAGAACAGCGUCGAAGACUAGAAGCGUGGAACAAAAAUAUGACGAAGCCAAUCAAUGGCCCUAAGCAGAUCACGAAUAAGCCUAAGUUUCGUUAAUAGUUUAUGUAACAUUUUCUUCUCACAAUAAACUCGAAAUUAAUUAUUUUCUUUAAAUGUCAUUAUGAGCGUGAAAGAUAUUGAUAUCACUGACAUUGUAGGGAUGCGGGUGUGGGGUUGAACUGUGGAUAUUAGUGCAAUUCUUCUCUUUAUCGAUAGCUAUGCAACACCCGUAACCCACCAGAAUAUGUCUGCAUAAGUCAACGACUAUUUCUAGCUAUCUAGCUCUGUAUAUCUCUGCUGUUUUUGAAUCAUUUUCUACUGUGAAAUAAUGCAAUGAAAUGAUUUUUAUUUAUAAUGUUUAGUUAUUGUAUAGGAAUAUUUGUCAGAGACAGCAGUGGACAAUAGUACGAAGUCGUUGGGGAAAUUGUUCCCGUUUAUGGAGAAAUGCUUCACCCCACAUAAAAUCGUGCAGAACAAGGAGAAAUGGAAAGAAAGAAAAAAAAUAUAUAUGUAUGUACAUAUAAUCUAUUAUAUGAUAUUGUGCAUAUACUUGAAUUUAGAGGUAAAUGGUUUUUCUUUCAGAGAGAAAUGGUUCAACAAGGAGAAACGGAAAGAAAGAAAAAUAUAAAUAUAUAUAUAUACAUAUAUAUAUUAUUUGAUAUUCUGCAUCUACUUCAAUUUAAAGGGAAAUCUUUUCUCUUUCAGAGUCCUGAUGAUUAGUCCUCUGUUGUUCUAUUUUCAUUUUAACAUAUGCGUAUACAUAAGAAACAAACCUUUUCUGCUAGUAGACACUUCAAUAACUGAAUUUUCACUGCUUUCGUCACCGGAAGCCUCGAAGAGACAAAAUAAAAUAAUCGACUUCUCUUUGAAUAGAUCCAUUUCUCUUUAUAAAUAGAGAAAUCGAUGAAGCAUUUCUCCUGCUAUUUAAACCAUAUCUGCUGGAAAUAAUCCAUAUCUGCUAGAGAAUUCUAUAUAAGAGACAAAAUAAAAUAAUCGAUUUCUCUUUGAAUAAAUUCAUUUCUCUUUAUAAAGAGAGAAACGGAUGAAGCAUUUCUCCUGCUAUUUAAACCAUAUCUGCUGGAAAUAAUCCAUAUCUGUUAGAAAAUUCUAUAUAAGAGAGAAAAUAAAAUAAUCGAGGGUAGGUGUGGGUGUGGGUGUGGGUGUCGGCGUGGGUGUGGGUGUGAGUGUGGGUGUGGGUGGUGUGGGUGUGGGUGUGGGUGUGGGUGGGGGGGUGGGUGUGGGUGGGAGUGUGGGCGGGG